CAAUAGGAAAAAAAAAACAUUUUUCAAGUGUCAAAACGAAAGAUUUCAAAACAAACAACAUAAUUUGGCUUCGCAGUUCAAUUGAAAAAGAAAAUAAUAACAUUUACAGAGUGUGAACGAUGUAGCCGCAUUCAGAAACGUAAUAGAAAAGGAAACAUCGACGAUGACCGAAAGAAGUGUGCAGCAGCGCAAUUUGCUGGUGGCUUGUGCGCGCGGUGAAUAUGAUUUUCUAGAGAAAUAUAUUCGAAAAAAUCCACAGAAACGGAAAUACGAAGUGUUUGACAACCACAGAUGGGGACCGUUGCAUCAUGCUGUAGCGAGUAAUUCGUACGAUUGUGUUCAGUUAUUGUUAUCGUCCGGCCUGGUCGACACUAAAUGGAGAUCAUUCGAAGGACAAACGUGUUUAUUCGUGGCAGUGGAUCGAGGUGCCUCACAGGCAAUCAUCAAAGCACUGUUAAAAGCUGAUUCGGAUCUGUUCAACCUGUCAAACAACGAGAGUGUUUAUCCGAUGCAUAAGGCGGUUCUUAAAAAUUCCCUGGAAACCGUGCAAACGAUGGUCGAAACACUGAACGAAAUGAGAGUCACAUUCGCCGAUCAAUUCGACUGGGACUAUGAGAAUUGCCUAUUUCUUGCCGCUCGCGCAAAGAACUUGCAAAUAAUGGAAUAUUUGCUGACAACAGACAAACACGAUCCACAGCAUUUGAAUGAUGCGGGCUUAAAUGCUGUUACAAUCGCUUUGUUGCCAUGCGAAGAAAAUAUGGAAAAUGAAGCAUUCAAUCGAUUUGAAAUCUUCAAGAGAUUGGUACCACUGACUUAUGAUUUAUCAGCCGACAAUUGUAUGCAACGAAUGAUGCUGUCGAUUAGUUUUACCUGUCUGUUUAAGCAUCGUGAGAUAUUCCAAUGGAUCAUUGAACAUUUUUAUCUCAGCACAAUUAAUGAGCAUCGAGAUUUAGUUCAGAAAGUGUUGAACACAUUGCAACUCGUUGACUUUGACUAUCAGAUCGUUUUAGUCGCUUUGCAUUCGAAAUUGCCACGGUUCGUGGUUAAUGACGCUGAUCAACUGAAAAACGACAUUUUGUAUUCCAACAUUUUCAACGAUUUACGCAACAUCUUCAACUAUGAUCGUGAGCUCUUCAUUGAGAUUGUAGCGGUGAUGCGACCGAAACUCGAUUCAGAAUCGCUGAACUAUGUGAUGUUAAAAUUUAUACCAAACGAAUCCAUUGACCGAACACAAAUGCUCGACGAUUUCAUUCAAAUGUUUGACAUCAUGCAAAUUGGAGACUUGCUGAAUAUUCGAAAACUUCUACUUUUUACACCAUCGCCCACAUACUUAAACAAUCUGCUGCUUUUACUCAUGCCAUUUUCAACGGAGUCAACGGCUGAUAUUUUCAUCGAAAAACGAUUGAAGGAUAAACUAUUCACCGAUACAACGCCAUACGAACGGGACGAUGGUCUGGUGCGAUUCUGCAUCAACGGAAUGUUUCGCAGCAAAUGUGAUUUGAAAUGUCUCUGCCGAGCAACGAUCCGAUCCAAUAUUCUACACAGCAAUGAAAUUGAAAGGACCAACCAUGAACGAUUGAAUCAAAUUCGAUCCAUGCAAAUACCAAUUCCAAUAAAAAACUUUCUGUUAUUCAAUUAUACGCGAUAUGAUUUUAAAUGAAUAGAUUUAAGUGACUGUUAAGCUAAUUUAAAGCAAGAUAAAGUGUUCUAGAAAUAAAACUGAAGAAUCGAAAAAAAGA
Molecule: messenger RNA, 1739 nt
Organism: Sitodiplosis mosellana (orange wheat blossom midge)
Lineage: Eukaryota; Metazoa; Arthropoda; Insecta; Diptera; Cecidomyiidae
Exons: 2
Coding region: 164-1660 (498 amino acids)
Molecular function (GO): protein binding
Source: RefSeq, a predicted model, not a curated record